Molecule: messenger RNA, 2406 nt
Organism: Limulus polyphemus (Atlantic horseshoe crab)
Lineage: Eukaryota; Metazoa; Arthropoda; Merostomata; Xiphosura; Limulidae
Exons: 1
Cellular component (GO): plasma membrane
Source: RefSeq, a predicted model, not a curated record
UGCGAACGUGUCUUUAAAGACUGUUCUUCUUCUGACAGAUGCUACGUCCAGUCUCCUGGUUAUCCUGGAGUGUAUCCUCCAAAUCUCCAGUGUGAAUACCAUCUUAGCGUUCCAAAAGGCGUUAUUGGCUUGGAACUCCAGAAAUUUGACGUAGAUGGGCAAGGCUGUGACAGCCUCUUGUAUUGCUUCCCAAGACCCGUUACAACAACUGUAGAAGAGUGUCCUUUUGACUACGUCCGUAUUCAUGAUGGUCCAAGUGUUUCAUAUCCCGUGAUUGUCACCUUGUGUGGAAGAGGUCGCCUAAGGUCCAACAUAAUUGGGUCUAGUUCAGUAUUGCUUGUACGCUUCGUUUCUUCUCCAGUGGGUCCAUUACUGAACACAGGAUUUCAUUUUAAGGCUUAUGAGAUAUACGACAAUGAUAAUUCGGAACCACUGGAGCUAAAAAAUGGCAGCUGUCUUGUAGAAAAAUACCUGGAGGAAAGUGAUGGCCACCUUUUCUCUAGUCUUAGGUCAUGGUACCCCGAAAACACCACGUGCAUAUACAAGUUCAUAGUGGACGAGGACGAUAUUAUAGCUUUGGAAUUUUUAUGGUAUCGGGUCGAGAGGGUUACGUUAUGUGAAGACUCACUCAAAAUCUAUGACCAUCAUGAACAUGACCCCAGGUACAUUAUUGUUAAGCUCUGUGACAUGAAUCGACCACAAACUGAAGAAUCGCAGAGGGUUUACGAAAGCAGUGGUCCUGUGAUGUUCCUUGAAUUCAUUGGAAAAACGGGCUCUUUGGAGGGUUCUUCACUGAGUUAUAAAUUUCGGGUGAAAAGGCAAACAAAGGCCUCACAAAAUGGAAUUCUUUCAAAUCCUUCUUGUAAUCAGGUGUUUUCAGAUGAUUCCAAAAAAUCUGAUGUUAUUUCAGUUAGCAAAAAUGAUUUAUUGUCUAUUGAAGAAGGGGAUUCGAUUGUGUGUAAUUAUACGUUUAUAGCCAACAGCAUUUCACAAGGGAGAGUGAUCAUUAACAUACUUGGCUUUUUCAGAUCUGGCUGUGACAGCUGCCGAGGCAAUGAUUAUAGUUGGAUUUCGAUGCACUCCUUAUUACCGGAAGAAGACAGUUUCUGUUUCUGUGAAGUUGAGAAGCCUUCAACAUUCAGGCUAAUGUCUCUAGGACCUCGUCUUUUUCUUGUAGCACAUUUCACCAGACCUUCAAAACAACAGUUUUCCAGUUUGAUCGACAACGAGCCAUACUUACAGAUUGAGUAUGGAUUUGCUGGAGAAUCACGAUGUGGACCAGAGGUAUUGGAACUGGAACUUCAGGGCGAGAUUGACUUUCCUGCAUACAUGUCUGGGUCCAAGAAACCGGGUCUUCUUUACUGUCGAUGGUCAGUACCAGUGUUUCAUGGAAUGGACAUAUCUUUCAUUGUCCAAAACCUGUACCUUCCCGGUAACUGCAGCACCAAUUAUCUUUCAGUAGCCAGUGUUUAUUUCUGUGAAGAUAGUUCUGGAAGCAUGGAUCGUAGUCUUGUUAUUGAGAACGGGAAUGUUAAAGCAGGAAAAGCAAUCGUGGAAUUCCGUACCACAGACGCUUCCAAUAGUAGCUUCAACCUCGUCUACACCCAGUUGAAAAUGCUUCCCACAUCCUCGAGCUCUGAUUCCUUAGUGUCCUUGGGUAAAGAAUGUGAAUUUCUCUGUGCUCCAACUAUGGCGUGUCUAAAGAAAGAACUCGUAUGUAACGGUGUCCCCAACUGUCCAAUUCUUGAUUUUUAUGACACUGGGGGCGUGGCCUCUGAUGAAGCUAACAGUCUGUGCUAUGCUGAAAAAUUCACGUUUCCUUAUUACUGGUGGGUCAUAGGCGCUGCAGUAGUAAUAUGUAUAUGUGCUCUUUUCUGUUUUGUGAUUUCUCUUUGUCGAAGGUGGCAAACAGGAAGGAAAAGGCUUUAAAUCACAGUUCAUAUUUACGUUCAUUUAUCCGCCUCUUGAGCUGGAAGUGAAAUACGGUUGUGGUCGGUAUUAAAGUCUAAAUUACAGAGCUUUGUACCAAAAUAUUUCAUAUAAUUUUCUCCCUACAUCUUCAAAGAAAGUUCGUAUACCUACUAAUUUUGGGAUUCUUUUAUACUUAAUUUAUAGAAUCUAAUAAUACCUAACAAUGUCUGGCAAGCUAAUUUCGUUUCGGGCUCAUUGUGCUACUAUAUUAAGUGUAAAAAACCGACGUUGUUGUGUUUUUUACUCUUAAUUUCUGGUAAUCUAUUUUUUAUAUUCAAGUCACCUAUUGUUCCCCUUUCUUAGCUGCUACAUUCUACAAAGUUUGUAUUUAUCGCCCCCCAGUAGCACAGCGGUAUGUCUGCGGACUUACAACUCUAGAAUCUGGGUUUCGAUACUCGUGGUGGGCAGAGCACAGAUCGGUCCGGCAUGGCCAGG